Molecule: messenger RNA, 1565 nt
Organism: Drosophila bipectinata
Lineage: Eukaryota; Metazoa; Arthropoda; Insecta; Diptera; Drosophilidae
Source: RefSeq, a predicted model, not a curated record
CAACAGACUCUCGUGCGGUUCGGUUCUUAAGCCCUCAGCCUCAAGGAUCUCGGUGUACACAGUUCACAAUUGUUGUCACUGUUUUCAAGUUCACACCAAGUCGCAGGUAAACGGUUCACAAUCGGUUCGUUUUCGAAACUUUUCAAAAGUUUUGUCCGAAUAAAUCAACUCUUUUUUUUUGGUUUUUGUGCUAAGAAAGCAAAUAGAAAUUUGAAUAUUCCAAGAGAAAGGAGCAAAAGAUGUUUUGGCCAAAAUAAAGCCAAAAAAAAUUUUGAAAACCCCCAUUCAUCAAAAAAUCAAGUGAAAGUGUGUGUAUUUCGAUAUUUUAUUUUUAUUUUUUUCGGAGGCUAUCAAAGCAAACAAAAUAAUAAAUAAAUAAGAGAAAGAAGGAAGCCCCAAAGUUGGAGGAUUAAGCGCCAAAUAAAUAGGCAGAGAAAAAACAAACCAAAGUCAAAGAUACGAUAGAGUAUAUCUUUCCAAGAUGCGUCGCUCGUCGUUUACGCCCGUCUUCAACCUGAGCACCCAGGAGCCGCUGAUUGUCGUCGAGGAAUCGCACACGGCUGAGGACGGCGACGAGCUGGAGGGAGCUGCUGGCGGAUGCGACCCAAAUGCGACCGGCGGUACUAAGCGCACGAACAGCGACGACUCGGAGCCGGACUCGCCGGUGAAUCCGUACCUGCUCUGCCCGUUUCCGGACAUGCAGCAGCGCCGGAAGCACUCGCUGCCCUCGCUCCAGAUCACCGAGGGCAUCACCGCCAGCCAGGUGCGUCGCCUAUCGGAGGUCGGUGGCGAGACCGGCGGUCUCAGUCCCAAGGAGGUCGAGUUCCUAGCAACUCUCUCCCAGAAGGCCAAUCCGACGGCCGGCGGACGACGUCACUCGGUGGUCACCAUUUCGGCUGUACCGCCCACGCUCUUCGGCCGCAAUCGCCGCGAGUCUAUUUCCGGUGUUUCAUUCAGUGGAAGCCGCCGUGGUAGCGGAAUUGCCGGACCACCGCUGACGGACCAUCGCGGCAGCAUCCAUAACUUGCAGCUGGACAUCAUGGACGGAAUCGUGCAACAGCGCAAGACACGCAGCGGCAGCGGCGUCUGGACAGCGCCCGUGUUGCAGGAGGCCGACAGCAACGUUCCGGUCCAGACAUAAGCGACGCAACAAGGAUAAUCCCAAAAGAUAGUGGGGACCGAUAUGGGGGGGGGAAAAAAAAAGGAUGUACUGGAAGGAGAUUGUUUGAAUUUCGUUACGGACAUUUCUUUUUUGCUUUUGGACUUGUUUCGGCGAGAAUGAGGAAAAAUGCCAAAGAGGAAAUUACGGAACGAGAUCGGCAACUGAAGAACUCAAAACACACUUCUGAGCAAUUGAAACAAAAGGAAAAAAAUGGAUAGAAAAACGACAAAAAAAGAAGAUACAAUUGGACUGCGUAUUCCUAGGAAGACAACAAGAAAAAUUGGAAUACGCAGGACAUCUCUAUUAUCAGUUCCCCACUCACACGCUUUACCUUUAACCUUCUUCCGCUUUCACCAUCGUUUGCACCGCCACUUCCGCUUCUUCCUGCCGGGAAAUUGCUUUU